GCAGUCGCCGCCCAAACUCGCAGUUUUUUUUCGCGACUUGGUUGAGUCUCGUUAGGGUUUAGGCGACGGCGACGGAGCUUGUUUUUGUUUAGCGUUUGAAGGAGAUGGCAUCCUCGGCGCUGCAGAUUUCCAUGGUCGUUUCUUCGAGAUCCUCCGAUUUCUUAGGCAGCCACUCUUUCACCGCCACCAACAGUUUGAGGUCUCGGAAUGUGUCUCUUCCAGGCAGAAUGCCUGGAGUGUGCAGGUGCGUGUCAGCUCCUUCUGCGGAAGAGACCGCUUUCAAGACAAAGGUUGCAAGAAAUGCAAAUAUGGCUAAACUUCAAGCAGGUUAUUUAUUCCCAGAGCUUGCUAGAAGGAGAUCAGCACACAUGUCGAAGUACCCGGAUGCAAAAGUUAUAAGCCUUGGCAUUGGUGAUACUACAGAACCCAUUCCGGAUGACAUAACUUCUGCCAUGGCCAUGAGAGCACAUUCUCUUGGAACUUUUGAAGGUUAUAGUGGUUAUGGUGCUGAACAAGGGGAUAAGAAACUAAGAGCUAAUAUAGCCUUAACAUACUACAAAGACCUUGGUAUUGAAGAAACUGACAUAUUUGUAUCAGAUGGGGCAAAGUGUGAUAUCUCUCGGCUUCAGCUUCUUUUUGGAUCUCAAGUGAAGAUGGCCGUUCAAGAUCCCUCAUAUCCUGCAUACGUGGAUUCUAGUGUUAUCAUGGGGCAAACUGGUUUAUUUCAGAAAGAUAUUGAGAAAUAUGCAAACAUUGAAUACAUGAGAUGCGUACCUGAGAAUGACUUUUUCCCUGAUUUAUCAAGUAUCUCACAAGCUGAUGUCAUCUAUUUUUGUUCACCAAAUAAUCCAACAGGAUCUACAGCAACGAGAGAUCAGCUAACCCAACUAGUUCAAUUUGCAAAGGAUAAUGGGUCAAUUAUAGUUUUUGAUUCUGCGUAUGCUAUGUAUAUUUCAGAUGACAGUCCUCGUUCUAUCUAUGAGAUCCCUGGGGCAAAAGAGGUAGCAAUUGAAAUAUCAUCAUUUUCCAAAUAUGCUGGCUUCACGGGUGUUCGCCUUGGCUGGACUGUAGUCCCGAAGGAACUGCUUUUUGCUGAUGGUUUUCCUGUUGCGAAGGAUUUCAAUCGUAUUGUAAGCACAUGCUUUAAUGGUGCGUCAAACAUCGCACAAGCUGGAGGUUUAGCCUGUCUCUCUCCUGCGGGUUUAAAGGCCAUGCAAAACACUAUCAACUUCUACAAAGAGAAUACCAAGAUAAUUGUCGAUACCUUUACUUCACUCGGCUUCAAUGUUUAUGGUGGGAAGAAUGCUCCCUACGUCUGGGUACAGUUCCCCGGUCGAAGCUCAUGGGAUGUUUUCACAGAGAUUCUUGAGAAGGGCCAUGUGGUUAUUACACCCGGAAGUGGAUUUGGACCUGGAGGGGAGAGCUUUAUCAGGGUCAGUGCUUUUGGUCACAGAGAGAAUAUUUUGGAAGCUGCCAAAAGAAUCAAGCAGCUCUACCAGUGAGACUGAUGGUUGUUAGUCGUCAGUAUUACUGCUAACUUAUUGGUCAUUAUUCAUCUCUGAUGCCUCCAAGGGAGCCCUAAGAACAAAUAAUGCAGUCAGAUGACAAAUUUUCGUUUCUAUAAAUUCUCUAUAACUUCUGCAUCAAA
Molecule: messenger RNA, 1648 nt
Organism: Zingiber officinale
Lineage: Eukaryota; Viridiplantae; Streptophyta; Magnoliopsida; Zingiberales; Zingiberaceae
Product: probable LL-diaminopimelate aminotransferase, chloroplastic
Exons: 10
Coding region: 105-1502 (465 amino acids)
Cellular component (GO): chloroplast
Molecular function (GO): L,L-diaminopimelate:2-oxoglutarate transaminase activity; pyridoxal phosphate binding
Source: RefSeq, a predicted model, not a curated record